GUGACAUCUUUCUCAAUUCUUACUCCUUUGCUACCUGCGAUUUGUCCUGCCACUUACUAUCAUUUCGUCCUUUUUUUCUACGCAAUUGGCCGUGUAAUUGAACGACGAGCGACCGACCUUUUAUCACCGCGUCCGAUAGCGGACUCCCGUAAUUCUCUCAGCUUUUUUUUCGUCGACCAAGCAGAGCUAUACAGCGUCAUAAGCUCACGCCAGGCCGAUAUAUACAAGGGUAUACAGGGAUACCAAAAGUGCACAGAUUCCACACACAAUGUCACCCACGCAACCGCCGUUGGCGACAGUCACAACAUCGGGGAUGGCAGGCCAACCGAACUCCAAAUUAGCAGCGACUGGCGGCGAUAGUAACAAUAACAAUGGGAAUACGGCGGCGCCCAAAGCACAAUCGAAGGGAAACUACAAGGGAUUUGUGGCAGGGGUGUUCUCGGGGAUUACGAAGUUGAGUGUUGGACAUCCAUUCGAUACUGUGAAAGUCCGACUACAAACAUGCACAGAUGGUCAAUUCAAGGGUCCAUUGGACUGCGUUCUACGAACAAUACGGAUUGAGGGUGUGAGCGGGUUAUAUAAGGGUGCCACGCCGCCGCUGGUCGGAUGGAUGGUGAUGGAUUCUGUUAUGCUUGGCUCUCUGACAUUAUACCGGCGACUACUUCUUGAGCAUGUCUUUUCGAACCCUCACACCCGUGCAUUGACCCCAUUCAAUCGGGGCAGUCAAUCCGAUAUGUAUACACUGCCUAGUUUCGGACAUGGUAUUGCAGGUAUCAUGGCGGGUACUUCAGUUAGCUUUAUUGCUGCUCCGGUUGAGCAUAUUAAGGCUCGGUUACAGAUUCAAUACGCGGCAGAGAAAUCCCAGCGCAUGUACAGUGGGCCUGUUGACUGCCUGCGCAAACUUAUGAGAACGCACGGUAUCUCGGGUGUCUACCGUGGUCUCUGUGCCACGAUUUUUUUCCGAUCCUUUUUCUUCUGCUGGUGGGGAUCCUACGAUGUCCUAACCCGGUGGUUCAAUGAACACACAAAGCUGUCAGCACCGGCCGUCAACUUCUGGGCUGGUGGUAUCUCCGCCCAGAUAUUCUGGAUGACAUCGUACCCGUCGGACGUGGUCAAGCAGCGUCUCAUGACGGAUCCCAUGGGCGGCGCUCUUAACGACGGAGAGCGGCAGUUCCCCAGGUGGAAGGAUGCAGCGAGAGCUAUUUACCAGGAGCGUGGCUGGAGAGGAUAUUGGCGAGGCUUCGUACCUUGUUUCUUGAGGGCGUUCCCGGCGAAUGCCAUGGCUCUGGUUGCAUUUGAGGAAAAAGCAACCUACAAAUCGCAUCCUAAUUUACACCCAUCUCGCACCUUUAUCCUUCCUCCGGACACAAUGGCCGUCGUAACACGCCGGCGUACGAACCCUAUCACCCUAGUCCUAGCAGCCCUGCUAGCAUUCGGAUUCAUCACUUUCCUACUCUCGCCCUCAUCCUCUACAUCAUCAACCUCCACCGCAUCCGACGACACUUCUUCGCAGUUACGGAAAGAAGAUGCGGCCGAAAACCCGCUUUCCCCGCCCACGAAGCCGUUUCUAAGAUCACAACCUAUCCGCGAUGAUGGACACCGUGCUCCUCCACCUGUCGUCCAUUACAACCUCAACAGUCUCACGAGCACCAGCGCUUCCGCGAAGAAUGGCGAACGGGUCCUUAUCCUCACGCCGUUGAGCCGGUUCUACCAGGAAUACUGGGACAACGUGGUCCGGUUGAGCUACCCGCACGAGCUCGUUUCUAUCGGAUUCAUUGUGCCAUCGACGAAAGAUGGAAAUGCGGCUGUUGCGGCACUCGAAAAGGCUAUUAGCAAGACGCAGUCCGGACCGGUCGACUCUCGGUUCGCGAGUAUCAGCAUCCUCCGGCAGGAUUUCGACCCGCCGCUCACCUCUCAGGAUGAGAAGGAGCGGCACAAAAUGGAGAACCAAAAGGCACGCCGCGAAUCUAUGAGUCGUGCCCGGAACAGUCUUGUUUUUACGACUAUUGGACCCAGUACCUCCUGGGUUCUUUGGCUGGACGCUGAUAUCAUCGAGACACCUUCCACCCUCAUCCAGGAUCUGACCAGCCACAACCAGCCUAUAAUCGUACCAAACUGUUACCAGCGGUACUACAACAAGGAUAAGAAGAAGAUGGAUGUCCGGCCCUACGAUUAUAAUUCCUGGGUGGACAGCGGGACGGCCCAGGCCCUGGCGGCGGAAUUGGGACCUGACGAGAUCAUCCUCGAGGGAUACGGUGAGAUGGCGACCUAUCGGACUCUGAUGGCUCAUCUGGCGGAUGUCGAGAAUCCUGACCCUGAACGUGUUAUGCCGUUGGACGGUGUUGGCGGGACGGCAUUAAUGGUGAAGGCCGAUGUGCACCGUGAUGGUGCCAUGUUUCCGGCUUUUCCGUUUUACCAUUUGGUUGAGACGGAAGGGUUUGCUAAGAUGGCUAAGAGAUUGGGGUAUUCUAUUUUUGGGUUGCCCGAAUAUUUCGUAUAUCACUACAACGAGUGA
Messenger RNA from Aspergillus glaucus CBS 516.65, 2515 nucleotides. Its product is annotated as mannosyltransferase complex subunit MNN9. The transcript is spliced from 7 exons. NCBI's taxonomy places the organism in Eukaryota, Fungi, Ascomycota, Eurotiomycetes, Eurotiales, Aspergillaceae. Gene Ontology annotation, molecular function: alpha-1,6-mannosyltransferase activity. Gene Ontology annotation, biological process: protein N-linked glycosylation; cell wall mannoprotein biosynthetic process. Gene Ontology annotation, cellular component: mannan polymerase complex. Bases 269 to 2515 code for a protein of 748 amino acids. The record is from RefSeq and is a predicted model, not a curated record.